Molecule: messenger RNA, 1407 nt
Organism: Cylindrotheca closterium
Lineage: Eukaryota; Bacillariophyta; Bacillariophyceae; Bacillariales; Bacillariaceae
Source: the annotation of a GenBank genome assembly
AUGAUCAAGUCACACAGCCAACACCGAUCAUUACCACAACAAUCACGCUGGUUCCAAAUACUGCUGGUGUCCCUAAUUUGCCUUUCCACCAACAAUGGAGUCCUCUCCUUUUCCGCACCCAAUCGUGGUGGGACCAUGAACAUGAAAAUGGUGGAAACCAGCAGCAGCAGUUCUUCAUUAAAAACAAAAGGCCCAACCACUCCCAGCAGCAGUGGUAGCAAUAUUCCUCCUGGAUCACCACUGGCCAUGCUUUGUUUGGAUCAGCAAGAGUUUGAACUGGAAGUUGGACACGCCAUGGAUGUCUUGCGAAAGGAUUACCCACUGCUGUUACACACCAAGCCAGACUUUUCCAUUUACGACCAGGAUUUGGAACUCAUUGAUCCUUCGGGAGUGAAAUUGCACGGAGUCAAAAAUUACAAGGCUGCCUUUCGAUUGCUUCAUGCGGUGGUGGGCAUCUUUUACAGUCCCGAUCAAUCCAUACUGAAGAAUCGCAUGUGCUUUGAUAAGGCUCGGCAAAACAUUCGAAUCCAUUGGAACGCGGAAGUCAUCCCCAAGGCCAUUUUCGGAGGUCACAAGAGCACGCUUCAUGUGGACGGAAUUUCGGUGUACGAAAUUUCUCGAGUAUCCGGAAACAUUACUCAACAUCGCAUCGAGCGAUUGAUCAUUAACGAUACUCCCAUAGUUCCCGAACAGGGUGUGUUUGCAGCUCUUCGAGGAUAUUACAACAAAAAGUCGGACACGGAAGGAAUCCCCGUCUGGAACAGUGAAUCAUCAUCAUUAUCAACCUCAUCUUUGGAAGUUGUCAAUUAUGGCAAGGAAGCAAUGGUCCCCUUUCGAACCUUUGCUCCUGAGUCUACCUCGGUUCUCUUUCAUCGGUCCGAAGAUGUCUUGGCACCACCACCACCACCACCCUCCCAUAUGGAGGCUGCCUCUCCGGAUUCAAUAGCAUCCGAUAGUAGUACCACUACUACUAGUACUAGUACUUUGGAUUCCUCCGUUGCAAACGCCUUGGAAGAAAAGAAUGCGGCCCGCAAAAAGUUUGGACUGAAACCACUGAGUGUCGAAGAGUAUACCGAAUUGCAAGAGGAAGUGCGUCAAUUGGAAUCCCAACAACAACAACGCUCGGCUACAGCGUCCGCCGAAAUGGCCGCCAAGAAGAAAAAGGAAGAGCAAGGUAGUUUCUUCCAAAAAAUCUUUGGAGAUGCCUUGCAAGAUACUUGUCAGAGCAACUGGGAUUGCCAACGUCCCGAGGUUUGCUGCGAUUUUGGAUUCAAGAAAAUGUGUUGCAGCAGUGGAAUGCGUAUUUUGGAUGGACCGCAAUCCCGGCAAGGCCAAUUGGCGGAAGUUCCAGUCCUUGCGAGUCCAGGCCCAAAUUAUCCACCCUUGGAUAAACCUCCACGAUAUUAA